Zonotrichia albicollis (white-throated sparrow) is the source of this 989-nucleotide messenger RNA. The record is from RefSeq and is a predicted model, not a curated record. Lineage: Eukaryota; Metazoa; Chordata; Aves; Passeriformes; Passerellidae.
GUGGCCACCAGCACCCGGGAGGCUGAGCAGUACGAGCUCAAUGCCCGCAACCAGGUGACGCUCUGGGGGCCCAGCGGGAACAUCCUGGAUUAUGCCAACAAGCAGCUGGGGGGGCUGGUGCUGGACUACUACGCUGUGCGCUGGAGCCUCUUCGUGUCUGUGCUGGUGGAGAGCCUCAACUCGGGCCGCCCCUUCCACCAGGAGCAGUUCAACCAGGCUGUCUUCCAAGUGGAGAGAGGCUUCAUCUACAACAAGAAGCGUUACCCAGCUGUGCCAGCUGGGGACACCAUGGAGAUCUCCAGGAAGCUGUUCCUCAAAUACUACCCCAGCGCCCUGAGGCGCAGCUCGGCUGGGCCUGCCUGACUCUGGGUUCUGCCUCCGGAGCCUCCCCCAGAGAGGGUGGACAGAGCCCCUGCACCCUCCCCCAUCUGGGCUCCUGGCCUGAUGGCUGUGUCCUGGACGAGGGGCACGGUGGCCCUGGUGGCCCUCAGCCAGCCUGGAUGGGCAGGAUGUGCCCCAAGAGGGGCUGGCACGUGGACAAGGGGCUGGCAGAUGGGUGGGAGCAGGCUGUGCCCCAGGGUCCCAUCGCACCCCACGCUCUGUGCUCAGCUCUGCCCAGCUGCCCUGAGCCUGUUCCCAGGAAACCUGGGCUGGAAGCUUGGCGGGACACUGCAGAGGGACAGGACAAACGUGUCCCUGCUGUGGUGCCUUGGCUGGCUAGCAGGGGCAGUGAUGGGUGAGAAGCAGACAGGGAGGUGGCAGUGGGGAGGGGGACAGAGCAGUAUUGGACCCCAGUGCCUGUGGGGAUGUGGCACUGCAUGGCCCUGCCCACAUUUGGUGCCUUUUGUAUCAUAAAAGACUUUGCAGCAUUGUUGCCUGCGGUGUCGCUGGAUGUCCUCCCCAGGAUGGAGUUUUUGAGGCCUUUUCCACAGCUGGGGCUCGGGCAGAGCCCAGCUAUGGACGGAGCAAAUACAGACUCUUUUCUCCCA